AGGACCAUAGGGUGUGCUCUGUGUGCUCACUGGGUUGUCUGCUGUACUCCAACCAAACCAGCCUGUGCUGCUCUGGGCCAGGCUUGGCUACUGGGUACUGUGCUGGUGCCAUACAAACAGAGUGUUGUGCCAAAACAGGGCUCGAGCUUAGCUUAGCUGAGCCAUGGAUAAGAAGCGUUCAGCGGGUCGAGAUUGCGGGAGAUGAGAUGAGCCAUGAAUUUGGAUUGCCUGCAGUUGGGGGACUGGUGUUCAGGGGCCCGAGGGGGUCCAUGGCUGCGCCACACUGAGGAGGACCAGGGUGGAGGUGGUGGGGGCCGGGGAAAGAGGAGCGCAGCAGGAGGUCAACCCAGGCUGGAGGUGCCUCUCCUGGGAGGACCCUGGCUCAACUCGGAGGAACUAAGGAGCAGCGUGGUGGUGCUCUAUGCUCCUGCUGGGAACACAUGCUUCCUCCGACUGAGCUCAGGAAUGGAGGAGACUGUUUGGGAGCAGUACACUGUGAACCUACAGAGGGACUCCAAGAUGGGGUUUGGUAUCGCUGUGUCGGGGGGGCGGGACAACCCCAACGUGGAGAAUGGCGAGAUGUCAAUCAUCGUGUCAGAUGUCUUGCAGGGAGGACCAGCUGAUGGACUACUGUUUGAAAAUGACCGUGUGAUCCAAGUCAACUCCAUCCUCAUGGACAACGUGCCUCAUUCCUUCGCUGUGCAGCAGCUACGCAAAUGUGGGAAGACCGCCAAGAUAACGGUGAAGAGACCUCGGAAGGUGGCUCUCCACUCCCUGAAACACCCUCCCUCCCCUGGUGCCGAGAGUCGAGACUUCGGCUCCACCCGCUACUACGAUGCCGAUGACAACCAGAGCGACGGGGGCUGGCAUCGUGGCAAUGGUGGUCCUGGUUACAACCGCGAGCCUCGCGACCUCACCCCCGACAACAAGAGCUACCUGGACCCCAACUACGGCAGCCGUGGUAACCGGGGGAGAAGCCGGGGGAGGAGCAAAGAGAGGGCGUCGCCAAGCCCAGAGUUUCACCACGACAACAGCAGUGGGCGGGCCUUGGACCGGGAGCCGCCCAGUCCAGAGAGGCCACAGUAUUCACGGGAACGCAGCCGGGGGAGGAGCAUGGACCGGGAGAGACGAGGGGGAGGAGGAAGUCCAGGUGGGAGGAGCUACAGCCGGGAAGACAGCUACGAGCGAGGAGGGGGGAGGUACGGGGAUGGGGGAGGUACCGGGGGGAGGAUGGUGAAGAGUAAAAGUAGAGACAACCUCCGUUCUCCGCCCCGUUCGCCCUCUCCUGACCUCCCCCGAGGAGGAGCUAGAGACCUGGAGCCCCUGGAGAAACCUGUUAACGUCCUGCUGGUCAAGAACAGACCCAACGAAGAGUAUGGUCUGCGUCUGGGCAGUCAGAUAUUCAUCAAGGAGAUGACCAGUACAGGACUGGCUGCCAAGGACGGAAACCUACAGGAGGGAGACAUUAUCCUCAAGAUCAAUGGGACAGUAACAGAGAACCUGUCUCUGAACGAUGCAGGGAAGCUCAUAGAGAAGUCUAGAGGAAAACUCCAACUGGUCGUCCAGAGAGACCGCCGCCAGAUCCUCAUCCGUAUCCCGCCCCUCGUAGACUCCGACUCCGAACCUGAUGAUAUCUCAGAGAUGGAGUCCUACUCCCCACAGGAGGACCGUAGAUCUCGCCAGUCGGACCCAUCUUCCCACUCCUCCAACGAGAGAGAGAACCCCAGACCUCUAACUAGCCUGGAAGACUCUCCCAGGGUAGCCAAGAUGUCUGCCAUGGCCUCGCCCUUUAGAGUGCCCCCCCUACAGGACCCAAACGCCCCGGGCCCUGCCAUACUGACCUCAGAGGGGCUGCCACGCCUUGACGAGCAACCAGCGUCAGCAAAGAUUACUCCUAAGAUUCUGCUACGCCCCAGCCCAGAGGAUGAAGAGCUCUAUGGCACUAACACAGUGAUGGUGAGUUUCCAGAAGGGGGACAGUGUGGGCCUGAGGCUGGCGGGGGGUAACGAUGUGGGCAUCUUCAUCGCUGGCAUCCAGGAGGGUAGUCCUGCCGAGGAGGAGGGGCUACGCACAGGAGACCAAAUCAUGAAGGUGAAUAGCGUUGACUUCCGCGGCAUCGUGAGAGAAGAGGCUGUUCUGUUCCUGUUGGAGAUUCCUAAAGGAGAGGACGUCACCAUACUGGCCCAGAGUAAACCUGAUGUCUACAAUGACAUCCUGGUAUCUGGUCGUGGUGACUCGUUCUUUAUCAGGACUCAUUUUGAGUAUGAGCGGGAGGCUCCCCAGAGCCUGGCCUUCUCCAGAGGGGAGAUCUUCAAAGUGGUGGACACUCUCUACGAUGGCAAGCUGGGCAACUGGCUGGCCAUCCGCACCGGCAAGGACAAACAGCUGCUGGAGAAAGGCAUCAUCCCCAAUAAGAGCAGGGCUGAUCAGAUUGCGAGCGUACAGAACUCCCAUAAGGCUGCUGGCACAGACCGCGCCGACUUCUGGCGUCUGAGAGGUCAAAGGGCAGCCAAGAGGAAGGAGCUGAGGAAGAGCAGAGAGGAUGUCAGCGCUACGCCCAUCGCCACACGCUUCCCUGCGUACGAGAGAGUCGUGCUCAGAGAGGCUGGUUUCAGACGUCCUGUGGUUCUGUUUGGGCCUAUAGCUGAUGCAGCCAAUGACAAGCUAGCCAACGAGCUGCCUGACCUGUUUGUCAUCGCCAAAACGGAGCCUAAAGAUGCCGGGUCGGAGAAAUCCUCAGGAGUGGUGAGACUUAACACCAUCCGCCAGAUCAUCGAGCUGGACAAGCAUGCCCUGCUGGAUGUGACUCCCAAGGCGGUGGACACUCUGAACUACACCCAGUGGUACCCCAUCGUCAUCUUCUUCAACCCAGACAGUAAACCAGGGGUUAAGGCCAUGAGGCAGAGGGUGAUACCUGGUUCCAACCGCAGCGCUAGGAAACUAUAUGAACAGGCUGUCAAACUGAGGAAGACCUGCUCUCACCUAUUCACUGCUACUAUUGAUGUGAACUCGGCCAACGAUGCGUGGUAUGGCAGUGUGAAGGACUCUAUCAGGGAGCAGCAGACUCAGGCUGUAUGGGUGUCUGAGGGGAAGCUGGACUGGACGGAGAUGGACCUUGAUCUCCAUGACGACCGCAUGUCAUACCUGUCAGCCAUGUCAGCCGACUACCUGAGCAUGGACAGCCGAUUGGCCAGCGACUACGAUGACACGGCGGAUGAGGGUGGGGCUUACACGGAUAACGAGCUGGACAACGAGCCGGCUGACCAACUGCACGUGUCCGCUAUCAGCCGCUCCUCUGAGCCCGUGCUGGCUGAGGAGAUCCUGCGCAGGUGUAGUCCAGAGAUCCGUGGUCGUGUCAGGAGGGUGGGCAGCAGGGAGGUGCUCAGCAGCGCCAGCCCACCCCCCGCGUUUGUACCUGACCCCCCCAAGGUAAAGCUGCUGUUCAGGGAUGAGGUAGUCCCUCCCAUAGGGUCAUACGAGCCCCCCCCCAGCCGAGGCUACGACUCCCACUCCUCCAGCCCUGCCAGCGAUCCCCCUCCUCUCCCUCGCACCCUUAACUCAUUUGGCAAGGCCAAGCCACUGGCACCUCCCCCCAUCGCCAUCAAACCUUCCUAUAAUACCCAGGACACCACCCGCAGCACAGCCCCAAACACAGCGGCCUUUAGGGGCCCGGAGGAGCCAGGGGAGAGCCCUGAGGACCCCAGCCUCAAGUCGUUCCUGGGGAAGAUCAAGGCCUUUGAGAAGAUGGACCACUUUGCACGCACUCAGAGGAUGCUGGAGCUGCAGGAGGCCCAGAACGCCAGGUUGGAGAUAGCUCAGAAGCACCCAGACAUCUAUGCUGUCCCUGUGAAGACCCAGAAACUGGAUCACAGCCGGCCUCAGCCUAUAGGUUCCAGCUCACGUCCUGAGCCUCAGACCCCUCCCUCCAAGCUGCCAUACUCUGAGAGUUGUGGGUUCUACCCCAGCGAAGAGGAAGAGUACCGACGCCAGCUGGCAGACCACACCAAGAGAGGCUACUACCAGACCAACAACCAGAAAUACCAGGACACAGAACUUUAGACUAUGCUACCAACAGCCAUAAAAUACCAGGACACUGAAUGAAGUGUAGCACUACUACGUGCCCACCUACCUACCCUACCACACCCACCUACCUACCCUACCACACUAAACUGUAGUGCCCCUUCUCUCCUGGACCCCCGACUACCCUUAACACCCUAAAGUAACAAGACACAGGGCUGGUUGACAGAGACACCCACACACUGCUGAGCCUUGCUCUGAUUGACUCAGUUCAGCGCACACAAACGCACACUCAAUUCCACCGGGACUCUGCCCCCCUCCCCUGACCCUGCACCAAUACGCUGCUGACUCGGAAGCUGGCCAGUUUUAAGUUUUUCUUAAAACCGCUUUUUUGCUUCAAAAAGUGGAUAGUUACCUCACUGUUAUUAUUCUUGUUUAAUUUCUAUUUGCUUGUUUGGUUGAGUUCUUUUUUGUUACACCGAUCUGUGUUAUUGUUAUACCGAUCUGUGUUAUUGUUAUACCGAUCUGUGUUAUUGUUACACCGAUCUGUGUUACUGUUACACCGAUCUGUGUUACUGUUACACCGAUCUGUGUUACUGUUACACCGAUCUGUGUUAUUGUUAUGAUCCAUUUAAUCAGGAUGUUAUUUCUUGCCUAUGCAACUCCUUCAGUUUGCUGCCUGCAGAGCAACUGAAACCUAUUACCACGAGUCCCUCUCUGCACUCCACAAGAACCUUAAACCUUACGAGUCCUCCAAGCUGUAUCUUCUUCUCGUUACUCCUUUCCUUUUGUACUAUAUCCAACAUUAUAACCAGCUGUCUCCAAACUAUUUUAAAAGGUCACAUAUAUAUUAUUAUAUAUACAAUGUCUGGUGUUUAUACUCCUCCAUCUUUGCAUUCCUUCGUGUGUGUGUGUGUGUGUGUGUGUGUGUGUGUGUGUGUGUGUGUGUGUGUGUGUGUGUGUGUGUGUGUGUGUAUACAUAAUAUAUAUAUAUAUAUGAGAGAGAUCGAGAGAGCGAACGAAAGAGGCAAUAUAUUAUAUAUACAAUACACUGGAAUGUAAGAUUUUUUUAAGUGCCUUUUACUUUAUGAAUAACAUAAUGAGGUUUGGGGACAUCUGACCAUGCAUGGCACCCCUGUCCCCUGGACCACACCACUCUGCUGCUCUCAAGCUUUUAGGGAAAACAGGGAACAAGAGACACCAAAACCUUAAUACUGUCCCCACUGUACCGUCCCUUUGUCCCUUCCUCCACAACGAUAAUAUCCGUAACCAGUCCUGUCCCCCAGAGACAUGUCCAACAUGGGAACAGCAUUUAAUCAAAACCGCCUCCUGAGUGGCGCAGCGGUCUAAGGCACUGCACCGCAGUGCUAGAGGCGUCACUACAGACCCGGGUUCGAUUCCAGGCUGUGUCGCAGCCUGCCGCGACUGGGAAACCCAUGAGACGGCGCACAUUGGCCUAGUGUCGUCCGUGUUAGGG
Oncorhynchus keta (chum salmon) is the source of this 5494-nucleotide messenger RNA. Its product is annotated as tight junction protein ZO-2-like. The record is from RefSeq and is a predicted model, not a curated record. The transcript is spliced from 23 exons. NCBI's taxonomy places the organism in Eukaryota, Metazoa, Chordata, Actinopteri, Salmoniformes, Salmonidae. The coding region runs from base 214 to 4059 and encodes 1281 amino acids. Gene Ontology annotation, molecular function: cell adhesion molecule binding. Gene Ontology annotation, cellular component: plasma membrane; bicellular tight junction. Gene Ontology annotation, biological process: cell-cell adhesion; establishment of endothelial intestinal barrier; positive regulation of blood-brain barrier permeability.